Molecule: messenger RNA, 507 nt
Organism: Entrophospora candida
Lineage: Eukaryota; Fungi; Glomeromycota; Glomeromycetes; Entrophosporales; Entrophosporaceae
Source: the annotation of a GenBank genome assembly
AUGUCUGAAACUCCUGAACCCCCACAAAAGACUGAUAAUUACUUUUCGCAAGAUUGUGUUAUCAAAAUUUCUAAGUUUCCAGAAGAAAAAAGCACAAUCCAUGAAGCAGUACAUAAACAAGCUAAAUGCCUGAUAUGUAAAGAGGUACAUACAUGUAGAGGUAUAUGGGGCAAUUGGAGCUGUCUCAGUAAAAAUGAUCACUAUUUUCUUAAUUGCCCUUUUCAUAUUGAUCAAAAUAAAGUUAUAAUCGCUAUACAGAGCUUACUGGAAAUUCAAGUAAGUGUACCAAACAAAACCCACCUUUAUCAGCCAGAGGCUGGCUUACGUCAAUAUGCCAUUGAACAUGGAAUGGAUCCCAAGAAUUUUUCAGUUAUUACUGAGGCUGAGAAAGGCAGGAAGAUACUAGAAAAUAUCAGUGGUUUAAGUACUGCAUGGCUAGAUGAUCUGAUGAAAGAAUUGGAAGAAAUCCAUACUCAAUUUGUACAAAUUUUUAGCUGGAGUUGGUAA